Vicugna pacos (alpaca) is the source of this 3087-nucleotide messenger RNA. NCBI's taxonomy places the organism in Eukaryota, Metazoa, Chordata, Mammalia, Artiodactyla, Camelidae. The record is from RefSeq and is a predicted model, not a curated record.
AGAUUUUGAAGCAGGCUGUCUGGCUCCAGAGUCCUCAUUCUUAAGUAUAAUGUUCUACUACCUCUUAUAAGCAUUCUUUCCUAGGUAAGGGAGAUUCGAGCUACUGGGUUGGUGAUUGCAUUUGUCAUUGAGGUAGAAAAUACAAAAUGAGAAUUUUGUGGGAGACUGUGUUAAGAUAGAGGUGACUAUGGACCACGAAGCUCACCAAAGCCAGUAAGUAGCUAGAUAUAUAUAUAGAUCAGGAGCCCUGAAGAGAAAAGACUAGAUAGAUUUUAAAGAACUUACAUAUUCUUUGAAGCCAUGGAUACAGAUAUGAUAUUCCAGGAGGAAGAGUACGUAAAAUGAAAAAACUAAGACAGAAACUUGAGAAUGCUAACUAUUUAGGAACCCAUAGGAGAAAUGGAAAAGGAUUAGCUAGGAAGCUGGAGAAAACCAGGAGUGUGUGGAUGUCAUAGAAGCCAAGCCAAGAGAAUGCUCUAAGAAGGAGAUAAAGGUCAAAGGUAGAAAAUGUUGUUAGCCCAAAUAAAUCGAGAUUCUCAGGGAAUGACAGAGUUUCCUGGAGGAGGAAUGGAGGCUCAACAUGUUACCCUGUGCCUGACAGAGGCAGUAACUGUGGCAGAUGGUGACAACUUAGAAAAUAUGGAAGGCGUAAGCUUGCAAGCAGUAACACUUGCAGAUGGUUCUACUGCUUAUAUACAACACAGUUCUAAAGAUGGAAAACUCAUAGAUGGUCAGGUCAUUCAGUUGGAGGAUGGUUCUGCUGCCUAUGUUCAACAUGUACCCAUACCUAAGAGUACAGGGGACAGUUUGCGUUUAGAGGAUGGUCAAGCAGUGCAGUUAGAAGAUGGAACUACAGCAUUUAUUCACCAUACCUCCAAAGAUAGUUAUGACCAGAGUGCAUUACAGGCAGUUCAGCUGGAGGACGGCACCACAGCUUACAUCCACCAUGCAGUGCAAGUCCCGCAGUCUGACACCAUCUUGGCAAUUCAGGCUGAUGGGACAGUGGCAGGUCUGCACACUGGGGAUGCCACAAUUGACCCCGACACCAUCAGUGCUUUGGAACAGUACGCAGCAAAGGUGUCCAUUGAUGGAAGUGAAAGUGUAACAGGUUCUGGAAUGAUUGGAGAAAAUGAGCAAGAGAAAAAAAUGCAGAUUGUCUUACAAGGACAUGCAACAAGAGUAAGUGCUAAAUCUCAACAAAGUGGAGAGAAGGCAUUUCGAUGUGAAUAUGAUGGAUGUGGAAAAUUAUAUACAACAGCUCAUCAUCUUAAGGUCCAUGAGCGGUCACACACAGGAGACCGGCCUUAUCAGUGUGAGCAUGCAGGCUGUGGGAAGGCAUUUGCAACAGGUUAUGGAUUAAAAAGUCAUGUCAGAACUCAUACAGGAGAAAAGCCAUAUCGGUGUUCAGAAGAUAAUUGUACUAAAUCUUUCAAAACUUCAGGAGAUCUACAGAAACAUAUCAGAACUCAUACAGGAGAAAGGCCCUUUAAAUGUCACUUUGAAGGUUGUGGCCGGUCUUUUACAACAUCAAAUAUCAGAAAAGUGCAUAUUAGGACACACACAGGAGAAAGACCUUAUUACUGCACAGAACCAGGAUGUGGGAGGGCAUUUGCCAGUGCAACCAAUUAUAAAAACCACGUGAGGAUACACACAGGGGAAAAGCCAUAUGUUUGUACAGUUCCUGGAUGUGACAAAAGGUUUACAGAAUAUUCCAGUUUGUACAAACAUCAUGUUGUUCACACUCACUCCAAACCGUACAACUGUAACCACUGUGGGAAGACAUAUAAGCAGAUCUCCACGCUGGCCAUGCACAAACGGACGGCCCACAAUGACACUGAACCCAUCGAGGAGGAGCAGGAAGCCUUCUUUGAGCCUCCCCCAGGUCAAAGUGAAGAUGUUCUUAAAGGGCCCCAGAUCACGUAUGUUACAGGUGUAGAAGGGGAUGAUGUUGUGUCUACACAAGUAGCCACAGUAACCCAGUCUGGGUUGAGUCAACAGGUGACACUCAUAUCCCAGGACGGGACUCAGCAUGUCAACAUAUCUCAAGCUGACAUGCAAGCCAUCGGCAAUACCAUCACAAUGGUAACACAGGACGGAACACCCAUCACAGUACCUGCCCAUGAUGCAGUCAUCUCCUCAGCAGGAACACACUCUGUUGCAAUGGUUACUGCCGAGGGUACAGAAGGGCAGCAGGUUGCAAUUGUGGCUCAAGACCUGGCAGCAUUCCAUACUGCUUCAUCAGAAAUGGGGCACCAGCAGCAUAGCCAUCACUUAGUAACCACAGAAACCAGGCCCCUGACCUUAGUGGCAACAUCCAAUGGCACCCAGAUUGCAGUUCAGCUUGGAGAACAGCCAUCUCUGGAAGAAGCCAUCAGAAUAGCAUCCAGGAUCCAACAAGGAGAAACGCCAGGGUUGGAUGAUUAAUCCUCUGAACAGUGGAGCAAUAAAGGAAGAGGAGCCUUUCAUCUUCAGGCAGCAGAGAUCCAUGAAGCCCGGGCCCAGGAAAAUUAGAAAUUUUCCAUUCCUGAAACACUGUACACAUUUUUAUGCAAAAGUGGAGAAGGUUUUAUUCUCAACACUUUUGUGUAUAUAACCCUUGGAAUAGAUUUCCCAAACUGAUUCAUUGUGUACAACAAAGUAUGAAAUUAGGGCAAUACAGUAAAUUUUUAUGUUACUCUUUUAUCAGAUCACAAACUCCUAGAGUCAACACACAAGACCACUGAUGUCUUACAGAGUCUUAUGAUGGAUUUUUAACUUACUGUGAAAAUAAAUAAAUAAAGGCUAUAUCUGAAAUGUCAAAGGUUCUAUUCAUCAAACAAUCAUAAUUCCAAAAGCCAUCAUGGACAAUAAAGGAUGUAAAGCCUUCAGAUAUUUCCCUCAGCUAGUAGAGUGUCUGCAGUUUUUGUUCUACUGUAUACUUGUCCAUUUUUAUUUGUAUCUCACGGUUUGAAGACUAUUCAUUAUAAUUUUCCAUCCCUGUUAAAUACCAGCUCUUCAAGCUGAAGUGCUAAUUAUAUUAGCAUUACAUUGAAUUAUGUAUAAAAUUACAAAGUUUGGUUAUUUAAAAUUAAAAAGUUGAAUCCAGUA